Molecule: messenger RNA, 1037 nt
Organism: Elaeis guineensis (African oil palm)
Lineage: Eukaryota; Viridiplantae; Streptophyta; Magnoliopsida; Arecales; Arecaceae
Product: ubiquitin-like-conjugating enzyme ATG10
Biological process (GO): protein modification by small protein conjugation; autophagosome assembly; autophagy of mitochondrion
Cellular component (GO): cytosol
Molecular function (GO): Atg12 conjugating enzyme activity
Source: RefSeq, a predicted model, not a curated record
GGUUCCCUCACGGUAGUCCGUCCAUCCCUCUUGCUUCCUGGGCCCGAGGGUUCCGGUUUUUUCCCUCUUUCCUCAUCUCCGGUGGCUUUCUCGAAUCCAAUCUAUCCGCUUGUAUCCCGAGGAACUGUUGGUGCUGUCCACAUUAGCCAUCAUGGGAGGUCACUGUUUGUGGGAUGGAACGCUCUCGCCUAAUGACUUUAUUGCUUCAGCAGAUGAUCUUACCAAGAAAUGGAUGGCGAUCAACCCAAAUCUCCCCCAGUGGACAUGGAUUCCUUGUCAGAGAAUGGAUGUUUCGUGUAAUACUCAGGCAGAAGGAUACUUAGCACUUGAGAACAUGUAUCAGCUAAGCGCAAGUGAGGUCAAUGCACCUACUGAUGAUGAAAACUACUCUGCAGAAGAAGCACCAUUUGACAAUGCUACCUUGAUCCAGAGCUACAAUGAUGACAUGCACAUCUAUGAUUUUCACAUAGUGUACAGCUUUUCUUACCAGGUUCCUGUACUUUAUUUCCGUGGAUAUCGAUGUGAUGGACAUCCUUUGCACUUAUGCGACAUCGAAAAAGACCUUCCUCCCUACUCUGCGAAAAUCCGGAAUGAAUCAAAGUGGACAUUUAUGACCCAGGAGGAACAUCCCUACCUAUGUUGUCCAUGGUACACUUUACACCCCUGUGGAACCAGUGAUUGGAUGAAGUUGCUGCUAGGAGGCAGUCUGCCAUCAAAGAACCCUGAUAUGCUGCAUUACUUAUCAGCAUGGUUAUCUGUGGUUGGCCAGACAGUUGGAUUGAGGAUUCCCUUGGAACUGCAUGAUAAGUCUAUCUAGGAUUGGUUUUGUGCAUCUUUCACGCAUAAAGGUUAAGAAUUUUUACAUGGAAUUUGUGGCCAUCAUAAGUAUGGUAAUGCUAGAAUCAUCUUGUCCUCUGAAAGUUCAGACUAAUGGAAUUAUUUAUUUUUUGUAGUCAAGUCCUAUUGUAUAUAUUCACCAAACCAAUGUAAAACUAUCAUUUGUCUUUAUGAGAAUUUUGUAAAGUUUUUAUUGAUAG